Molecule: messenger RNA, 4164 nt
Organism: Drosophila bipectinata
Lineage: Eukaryota; Metazoa; Arthropoda; Insecta; Diptera; Drosophilidae
Source: RefSeq, a predicted model, not a curated record
ACCAAGAUGACGGAUCCGGCUAUAGGAUCCUCAUCUCCGGACUGGGCAUGUCUUAUAUCGGCUGGACGUAUACCCAACUCGAAUGUGGAACCGGAAGAGACUAUAAUACCUACGGAUAACUUACCAUCGGAACAGACAUUGGCAUCGGAACAGGCAUUGGAACAUGAUACAAUUGGCGAGGCGAAUUUGGGGGCACAGAUGUCCCCCUAUGCCCCAGUUUUCUACCCGACCGGAUCAUACGCGGCGCAACUGUUGGCUCAAGAGCAGGCGGCCCAGUUGCAUUCACGUAUUCUGCCGCCACGUCACUUCGAGCCUGGAAUGGAUAGCAUCUUCUAUAGUACAGCAGUGGCGGCAGGAUACAGCCCCCGGCCCAAUCGUGAACAGCAACACCAACACCAACAGCAUCGCCCGAUCCCGGAGCCGGAUAACGAUCCGGAACCGAACCAGAACAGCUUCGGAUUGGGUAUGGGUCCCAGCACCAGUGGAAUAGGCAGAGCAGCCACUGGCACUACUCUCAUCGAUCAGGACAAUAGAUUAGACUACAGACCACUUUCCCGGAUGGGCCUACGCCCGAUUCGUUCGCCCGGCCAGGAGCUGCGUUGCGCCGUGGAAGCAGCCGCCGGACUGCCGCCGGGAGCCAUUGGCGCCGAAGUCGAGGCCAUGGAAAGGGCCAUGGAGCGGGAGCGCCAGGAUUCGCCGGCCUCUGCCUGGGCUCCGUACUCGUAUGCCAAUCCUGUUGUGAUUGUGGGCGACAAUCUGAAUGAUCAACAGUCGCCGGAGUCACCGGACGCCACCUCAGGGAACUCGACAGAUACCGCCACCGAGCAAGUAGCCAGCGGUGCUACCGAUGAUCUGCCAGGACAUUCCAACAUGUAUGGCAACGCCAAUGCUAAUGACUUUCCGCCCUUCGAUCUGUUUGCCGGGCAGCUGGACCAUGUCGGAGUGCCACGCGACGACUACAUAGCCACUCUGCGCAACUUGCUGAUCCGCGCCAACGACAUGCUGGCACCGCUGCUCCAGGGACCCUUCACCAACAUGUCCCCCACCCAGAUAGCCGCCUACACCGCUGCCAUACUCGAUACGCCACCAUUGCAUCCGAGUCUCUUCAUGCCAGGGAAUAUGGCACGCUCUUGGGCAGGAGCCUCUGGUAUUGAUCUUCCGCCCUUUCAUCCUCACAGCUUGACCCCACAGGACUUGGCCACGAUUCUGGCUCUGCCCAAAGGAGUCGAUGUGGGCACCCAGACUGACUUCCGCUGCGUAUGCAUGAACCUCCCCGCCGGACAGGGCCCUGGAGCCGCCGGACUGGGCUUAGGAGGAAAUCCUCUGCAGGCUGGACAGCCGACUGCCGGACCACACGUACCCGGAGUCCACUAUUCCUACGACAUGAACUUGAAUGCAUCGCGCCUAGGGACACCAGUUGGAACGCCUGGCAGCCCGAUGGCCACACCGGCCGCCUUCGCCACCGGAUCACCAAUUCCACAGGCCAACAAUGGACCUACGACACAUGGCUCGCUCGGAUUUUGGGGCAGACCCUUGCCCAUGGCCAUGCAUCCGCAUCAGGUGGGCACCCCGACACCGCCUCCGUUUCAUACGACGCAUCCGCAUGCCGCCUUUCCACAUCCGGGACCACAUGCCCAAAUGGCCUACCCGCAGGUCGCAACACAUCCGCACCAGCUGGGCGGGGCCGUACGUUAUCAGGAGACGGGCGCAGGACGCUAUGGCUACCGCGUGGGACACUUUAGUCCGGCGCCUCCUUGUCGCUACGGAGCCAUCGGCAACGGACGUACUACCAGCCGUCCUGCCAGCAACCUGACAACCUCUACCAUCUCUGUGCUCCGAUCCAUCGGAGCGGGAGCUCAGGUAGCAGACCAACAACCUUCGCCCCUCAUCCAACAGAUGACCCAGCAGCGCCUGGACGAGAUCGAACAGGAGCUGGAGAUGCAACUGCGAUUGGACUUGCAGCAGAACAGCGAUGCCGGCAGCAGCACGGAUGCAAGCAACAGUGGAACCGGAACUGGACGAACUGCAUCCCCCGCCGUCAAGGAGCCAGUUUCGCGCAACAAGAAGCCUCAGGAUUUAGCCAACAAUGAUCUCAGCGCCCGUUCAGUGGUCGGCGAAGAAGGAAACUCGACUGAAGACGGUGGCGAAGGCGACAUAGAAGACGGGGAAGGCACAGAGACCGAGUCCAGCUCGUCCAGUGCCAGUGAGCAGUCCAUUGUACGCCAUGGCUAUCGCUCGGAGGCGGCAAACGACGACCAGGACCAGGACCAGGAUCAGGAGAGCGAGGAAACUAGCGACAGCAGCUUCGAGGAGGAGGAGGAGGAGGCGGAAUCGCAAUCCGAGUCUGAAGACGGAGUCGACGAGGACGAAUCGGUAUCGGAAUCUGAAUCCGAGUCCGAAUCCGCAUACGACGAGGAGGAUGAGGACGAAUCCACCUCCGGAGAGGAAGAGGACACCACCGAGCCCAACACCGAGAAUGCGGAAUCCGAGGGAUUUGACACCGAACGUCGCCCAAAUCCGGCAACAAGCGGAUCCUCCGUCCAGGGCUCCCCCUCUGUGGUGAUGCCACAGUCGCCGCAACGUCGCUUCUGCUUCGGACAGGUUCAGUUCCUGGGCUACACUCUGCAGGAGAAUACCAUCCAGACUGGGCCGAGUCCCCGACUGCCGCACGCCUUUGGCGCCGCCUACUUGGAGCAUGGAGGCCCCCAGACGCCCAGAGAGCACUUGCCGUGCGCCCAGGUGAUGCCCCACAUCUUGCCAGCCAGUUUCGUGACCAUGCCGACGAUGGUCGAGGAGAUCGGCCAUUUGGGAGGACCGGUGACAGUGCCCAGCGUAGCCAGAGGAGUAGCCAGAGGAGCUACACCGCCGACCGGAGGAUCGGACAGCCAGACCACCACCAGCUCGUCCACUUCCUCGUCCAGUCGCUCGGCAUCGUCGCAGUCGCUGCUCAACGGGCCCAGCACCUCUCAGCACAUUCACACUCCCGGGCCGGACUUCAAUCCUCCACCCCUGCCCGAUCCGGCCAGUAACUUCCUGCGCGCCGCGGCCGCUGCCGCGACUCCACCGCCACCACCGCCGCAGAUGUUCUCGCUGCUGCAGGAGCGUCCCAUAGCCCCCAUCCUGUUCGAUGUCGGAGGCAGUCGCAGUCCCGCCGUCGGACCCCCCCAUGUCGUCAUCCAGAACGUGAACGGAAACCUGGGCCUGUUGAACGCCGCCCCCGUGAAUGGUCAUGGAGCCGGACUUGGCUCACCCAAUCGGCACCUGGGGAUGGCCUUCAAUGCCGGCGCUCCGUUGAGUCCCCAGUCCCUGCUGCCGCCCCACAUGCGAGCCGCACCCGUCAACCACCACGUGAACAUAAAUACCCUAAACAUCAACGUGAACCACUAUGUCGGCCCUGUGAGCCAUAUGAACCACCAUGGCCUGGGAAUGGGCAUGGGCAUGGGCAUGGCCGUUGGCAUGGGCGUAGGGGUAGGCGUAGGCGUAGGCGUAGGUAUGGGCGGGACGCAUAUGGUGCCUGUGCCGUUGUCGGUGAUCGCUGCCAAUCGCCUCCAGCAGGCGGGCGUUCCCCCGAAUCUAAUACCUCAGCCGCCAUCGCCACCUAGAUGCUAUACUUCUGCCUUGAACCGCAGCCACUCUCCGAAUUCGGGCCAGAAUCUUGCCCACAACCACAACCAGAACCUGAGCCAGGUUUUAACUCAAAAUCUGAACCAAGCAUUGAAUCAUAACAUCAAUCAUGUCCUGAAUCAUAACGUGAACCAAGCACUGCAUUCAACCCUGAACCCGAUCCUAGUUCCCAGACUGAAUAUCAAUCACACUGUGCCUGGUGUCCUGGAAGUGCCAACCCUCAAUGGAAAUGGACCGCAGCUGGUAGAAGUUCCACUUGAAGAGGCCCAGUCGAACGAAGCAGGAGGUGAACUUGGUGACGCUCCGAGACCUACAUCUGGACCUACACCUGAACCUACAACUGGACCUACACCGGAAUCUACACCUGAAUCUACACCUGGAGCUACACCUGAACCCACACCUGAAGCAGCUAUUCCGUCCUCGCCAGCCAGCUUGGCGACCCAAGCAGCUCAGGUGGUGGCAGCCACUUUUGGUGCUUCCAUUCCGCGUACUGAUGCAGAGACGAAGACCACUCCAUCCUAUGCAUCCAUGUUGCAGUAG